Molecule: messenger RNA, 2872 nt
Organism: Fukomys damarensis (Damara mole-rat)
Lineage: Eukaryota; Metazoa; Chordata; Mammalia; Rodentia; Bathyergidae
Gene: Ppp1r13l
Product: protein phosphatase 1 regulatory subunit 13 like
Exons: 15
Coding region: 668-2602 (644 amino acids)
Biological process (GO): regulation of transcription by RNA polymerase II; positive regulation of cell differentiation
Molecular function (GO): transcription factor binding
Source: RefSeq, a predicted model, not a curated record
GUACCCCUUUUUACCGACGGGUAAAUUGAGGCUCUGAGCCCGAGAGGAUACUGCUUUAGCGGGGCGCUCUUCUCGCCUUAGAAGGAGGCAUCCGAGUCCCAUCCUCUCAGCCUCCAGUCUUCCACCCCUUUGGGGGCGUCCAAAUCUUGACUCCCUAAAGGGGAAACUGAGCCAUGAGGGCUGGCGAAGGGGUCAGGAGUACGUCUUCUGUAACUGCAAUGAAGUAGGAGGCUCGGGUUCCCCGCAUGUUAAAGACCAGUCGUCCACGGCUUCGGGGGCCACGCUUUUCCUGUCUGUGAAAUGGACUCCGUGUGAAUCCCAGUGGGAAAGUCUCGGGCUGCGUCUUGCCUUCCGGGACUACAAGUCCCAAGGUGCUUGAGGUGACCUCGCUGCCCCUCCCCCGCGGGACCCGCCUCCCUCCAGCCCGAGUCACGUCGUCUAACCUGUUCCCGGCUCCCGCCCCGCCCCGUCCUCCGCUCCCCGCAGCUGGAGCCGGAGCCGGAGGAAGCCCCCCGUGCCAGGACCUGCCUCGGACCGGAGCCGACGUUUCCCAGCCAGGGCAGCGGAAGGGCGAAGCGCUCACACCAUCCUGCUCCCAAGCCCGGGUUCCGGAGGCGGGGUCUGAGCCGCUUCCCCACUGCGCAGGCGCCUCGCUGCGGCCGGCACCAUGGACAGCGAGGCUUUCCAGAGCGCGCGGGACCUCCUGGACUUGAACUUCCAGUCGCUGGCCAUGAAGCACAUGGAUCUGAAGCAGAUGGAGCUGGACACCGCGGCUGCCAAGGUGGACGAACUGACCAAGCAGCUGGAGUCGCUGUGGUCAGACUCACCAGCGCCUCCUGGCUCGCAGGCCGGAGCCCCCAUUAGGGUCUCCCCACAGCAAUCCCGGUACAGCUCCAGCCCCGUCCCCGAGUCCUUCGGCAGCCGAGGCUCCCCGCGGAAGGCGGCCACCGACAGCGCAGACUCACCGUUCGGACGCUCCGAGAGUGCCCCGACCCUGCACCCGUACAGCCCACUGUCACCCAAGGGCCGGCCGUCCUCGCCGCGCACCCCACUCUACCUGCAGCCCGAAUUCGCCCCGCCUCUGCGCGCGCAGGAUGACCUGACACUCCGCCGGCGCCCCCUUAAAGCCUGGAACGAGUCUGACCUGGACGUGGCCUACGAGAAGAAAUCUCAGACCGCCAGCUAUGAACGCCUGGACAUCUUCACGCGGCCCGCCUCGCCGGGCCUGCAGCUGCUGCCCUGGAGAGAGAGCAGCCUGGAUGGGCUGGGGGCGUCAGGAAAGGACAAUCUCACGAGCGCCACUUUGCCCCGCAAUUACAAGGUCUCACCUCUGGCCAAUGACAGGCGCUCGGAUGGGGGCAGCUACCGCCGCUCGCUGGGCUCCGCCGCCGCAGGGCCAUCGGGCACCCUGCCCCCACCUGCCCCAGCUGCCCAGCCCCCACAACAGGCUUGGGCCCCUGUGAAUGAAGGCCUCCUUAAAUCCCCCGCUGAGCUGGAGCCAGAGCCGGAACUAGAGGUGCUGCUGACCCCGGUGCUGGAGGCUGGCGAUGCAGAUGAAGGCACUGUCGCUCGACCCCUCAGUCCCACGAGGCUGCAGCCAGCGCUGCCACCCGAGGCGCAGUCAGUGCCCGAGCUGGAGGAGGUAGCGCGAGUGCUGGCAGAGAUCCCUCGGCCCCUCAAACGCAGGGGCUCCAUGGAACAGAGCCCCGCUGUGGCCCUGCCCCCCACCCACAAGAAGCAGUACCAGCAGAUCAUCAGCCGCCUCUUCCACCGGCACGGCGGGCCAGGGCCUGGGGGUCCGGAGCCGGAGCUGUGCCCCAUCACUGAGGGAUCCGAGGCCAGGGCAGGGCCCCCCGCUCCCGCCCCACCGGUCCCCAUACCCCCCCCAGCCCCACCUCAGAGCAGCCCACCGGAGCAGCCACAGAGCAUGGAGAUGCGCUCCGUGCUGCGGAAGGCGGGCUCUCCUCGCAAGGCCCGGCGCGCGCGCCUCAACCCGCUGGUGCUGCUGCUGGAUGCAGCGCUGACGGGGGAACUGGAGGUGGUACAGCAGGCCGUGAAGGAGAUGAACGACCCAAGUCAGCCCAAUGAGGAGGGCAUCACCGCCCUGCACAACGCCAUCUGUGGUGCCAACUACGCUAUUGUCGACUUCCUCAUCGCUGCUGGCGCCAAUGUCAACUCCCCCGACAGCCACGGCUGGACGCCGCUGCACUGCGCGGCAUCGUGCAACGACACAGCCAUCUGUAUGGCGCUGGUGCAGCACGGCGCAGCCAUCUUCGCCACCACGCUCAGCGAUGGCGCCACUGCCAUCGAGAAGUGCGACCCCUACCGGGAGGGCUACGCUGAUUGUGCCACCUACCUGGCAGAUGUGGAGCACAGCAUGGGGCUGAUGCACAACGGGGCCGUGUAUGCGCUCUGGGACUACAGCGCCGAGUUUGGGGACGAGCUGUCCUUCCGUGAGGGCGACUCAGUCACUGUGCUGCGGAGGGACGGGCUGGAGGAGACCGACUGGUGGUGGGCGGCAUUGCACGGCCAGGAGGGCUACGUGCCGCGGAACUACUUGGGGCUUUUCCCCAGGGUGAAGUCCCAGAGGAAUAAAGUCUAGCAUGACAGAGGACGUCUCCCAGGGAGACAAGAGCACUGCCUGCCUGUGCCCCAGACCUCAGACUUGCCUCUCCGUGUAUGCUGCGCCCCUCACUCUGCAGGCCUGGGGCCCUCAGCCCCACUUCCUGCUCCCCCAGAAGCCUGGGGGAGGAGAAUCCCAGCCUUAGGUUUAGGAACCUGCCUUAGCCAUGGGAAGUCCAGGGAAUGGGGCUGGAAUCUUUUUUUUUUUUUUCCUUUGUGGUACUGGGGAUUGAAUGCACGGCCUUCAUAC